Abrus precatorius (Indian licorice) is the source of this 3399-nucleotide messenger RNA. RefSeq names its product putative disease resistance protein RGA3. The record is from RefSeq and is a predicted model, not a curated record. Bases 97 to 3216 code for a protein of 1039 amino acids. Gene Ontology annotation, biological process: defense response to other organism. Lineage: Eukaryota; Viridiplantae; Streptophyta; Magnoliopsida; Fabales; Fabaceae. The transcript is spliced from 2 exons. Gene Ontology annotation, molecular function: ADP binding.
AUACGCUAACAGGGCUUUGGCUUCCUCCGUUUCCAAUCUCAAAAUCUACGCAUUGCAGCUUUAGUUUCGAUACAGUCUCUCUCGAUCAUUUCAAGGAUGGCUGAGUCAAUUCCAUUUGCUGUUACUUCAAAUCUCAUUCACAGGUUGGCCUCCGCAGAUUUUAUUGAAUUUGGAGGAAAGUAUGGUGUGAAGGAAGAUUUGGAAGAGCUCAAGAAGACAAUUGAAUCUAUCAAUGAUAUGCUCCAUGAUGCUGACCACGAACAAGAAGAUCAAGUUAGUGUGCGAAAUUGGAUAGUGAACUUCAAAAAAGUACUUCAUUGCGCAGAUGACUUGGUGGAUGAUCUUGCUAUCGAAUUUAUGCGACACAAAUUGGAUGCAGCACAUGUAAAACAAGAAAACAAGGUACUUUAUUCCUUUUCAUCUUCAAGCCGAAUUGAUUUUCCCAUUCAAAUGGCUGAAGAAAUUAAAAAUAUACGAGAAAGUUUUGAUGCUGUUGUAAAAGCCAUGUAUAAAUUGAAAUUACGCCCAAGAUCUGUUAUGGUCAAGCAAACUGAUAGUAAAGGGAGGGAAACGUGUCCUUUUGUGAUAGAGACAGAUAUAAUUGGAAGAGAUGAUAGUAAAAAGGAGAUUAUUGAUCUGUUGAGACAAUCUCAUGAAAACCAAAAAGUUCCUCUGAUUGCCAUUGUUGGCAUUGGUGGUUUAGGGAAGACAGCUCUUGCUCAGUUGGUGUAUAAUGACUUGGAAAAGCAGAAUUUUUUUGAAAAGCAAAUAUGGGUGUGUGUCUCUGAUAACUUUGAUGUGAUAACUAUUCUGAAGAAAAUAUUAGAAUCAAUCACUGGUCGACGUGAAGACAAGUUAUCAUUUGUCAACUUGCAAAGAAAACUUCAUGAAAAAAUAAGAGGUAAGAAAUAUUUGUUGGUACUGGAUGACAUUUGGAACGAGAGACAUGACAAAUGGGCUGAAUUGAGAAAGUACCUGAUGUGUGGUGCUCAAGGCAGUAAGAUUUUGGUGACAGCUCGAAGUGAAAAUGUAGCAAAGGCAAUGACUGCUAGCACUUCCUAUCCUUUGAAAGGUCUGACUGAUGAAGCAUCUUGGAGUUUGUUGAAGAGCAUUGCAUUUGAUGAUGAUUCCAAAGGAGUGAAUCAAAAUCUAGAAUCAAUGGGGAAAGAAAUAGCCAAAAAAUGUAAAGGGGUUCCACUGGCAGUUAAAACCCUGGGAGGCCUGUUACGAGAAAAGGAAGAAAGUGAAUGGGAGAACGUUUUAAGCGGUAACUUCUGGAAAUUAUAUGAAGAAGAGCAAGAUGGUAUUAUGCCAAUUCUAAAGCUCAGUUACCACAAGUUGUCGCCAGAAAUGAGACAAUGUUUUGCUUACUGCUCUUUAUACCCCAAGGAUUCAAAAAUUCCAAAGGAUGAGUUGAUUCGGUUAUGGAUGGCACAGGGUUACCUUCGAUGUUCAACUGAAAAACAGCAGAUGGAGGAUGUCGGUAAUCAAUUUGUAAAGAUGUUUUUGAUGAACUCAUUUUUUCAAGAUGUGGAUAGUGAAUACGGUGAGAUCAUUAGCUUCAAAAUGCACGAUUUAAUGCAUGAUCUGGCAAUGCUAGUAGCCCGCGGUGAUUAUUGUUACUUGGAUAGUAAGGCAAAAAAAGUUGAAGGUAGACCCCUGCACGUAUCAUUGGAAUCUUGUGAAGCCAUUCAUUUGUUGGAAUCAUUAGAUCCGACCAGGCUGCGAACUUUGAUUUUGCCGUACGACUUGAAAGAAGAGAAAGAUUUGUCGGUUAUUGCAGAGUCCAAAUACCUACGUGUCUUGAGGAUGCAUCAUCUCCCUGAUUCCACUGAAAAUUUGAAGCAUUUAAGAUACCUUGUUUUAACACAACCAAAAAGUCUUCCCAAAUCUAUAAGCAAUCUUGUUUGCUUACAAACAUUAAAACUCAAAGAUUGCGAUGAAGAAUCAUUUAGAGAAGUAGUCACAAAAUUAGUUAAUUUGAGGUGCCUUGAUAUUGCUCGUCAUUGCUUGAGUGGAAUGGCAGUUGGGUUGGGAAAACUAUGCUCUUUGCAAUUCUUAUCGACCUUUGUUGUGGGAGACAGCCAAGAAAUAAAAUAUGCCACAUUAAAUGAACUGAAGGCCUUAAACCUCAGAGGCAAAUUAAGAAUUGAGCAUCUCAAUCGUGUCAGAGAAGUGGCUCUUGAAUCACAGCACGUAAAUUUAAAAGAAAAAAAAUUUCUUCAAUCCUUGACUCUGGAUUGGUCGGGGGAUGAAGACCGCCUUAACAGUGACGACAGGUUGCAAUUAUUGGAAAACCUUCAGCCCCACCGCAAUCUCAAGGUUUUGAAUGUCUAUCGUUAUCCAGGCGUGCGUUUCCCAAUUUGGCUUUCUCUCCUCACAAAUGUUGUUCACAUCACUCUCUCUAGCUUUGAUAAUUGUGGCUGUCUACCACCGUUGGGAAGACUCCCGUCCCUGAAGUCACUUGUUUUGCAGCGUCUUGAUCGAUUGGAAUACAUAGAUCUCUACGAAGAUGGUUUUGCAGUAUCUUUGAAGAGCCUCUCAUUAUUUGCUUGUCACAGGCUCAAGGGAUGGCGGAGGCAGGGAGAUGAUAUCAAUGAUUCACAUAAUCUCUCAUCAUCUCUUUCAUUUCCUCAUCUUUCUCGACUGGAAGUCUAUUUUUGUGAACGGUUGACUUGCAUGCCUACUUUUCCAAACGUUAAGGAUUUAAGAUGGCGUCAUUGCAGUGCGGAGCCAUUAAUAGCAACACUAAACUCAACAUGUUCAGCUGACUCAUCUUCCGCUGCUCCUCUUUCCUUGCUCAAACAAUUGAAGAUUUCUCAUCCUAUGAAUUUACCAAAGGGUUGGAUGCAUAAUCUGACUUCUCUCGAGUCUCUUCUAAUUGAACGGAGUGAAAGUAAAACACUUGAGGAAUUUGGAAUUGGGUUUAAGGACGACACCAACUGCCUUCCUUCUCUGCGAAAAAUCAGCAUAGAAAGGUUUGAAAGGCUAAAGGCUUUGCCCGAUUGGAUUCGCAACCUCUUAUCGCUUCAGCACAUCGAGAUCUACGAUUGCCCAAAUUUGGCAUGGCUGCCCGAAAGAAUGAGUAGUCUUACUAACCUAAAGAUUUUUGAGGUCAGGUAUUGUUCCUUCUUAAUUAAAGAAUGCCGAACAGAGGGAAGUGCUGUUCGUCGCCAAAUCGAACAUAUCCCACAGAUCAUCCUUCGUGAUAAGUGAUGAUAAAGGUACUGCUCAGAUUCUGAUGCGUAUUUAUUCUGUGUAAAUGUCGUGUGUAUUGGAUUUGCUUUGCUAAUAAAAUACUUGAGUUAGUGUUCAUUUGUUUCAAACAUAAAUAAAAAUUAUCCUAAUCAUAUUAAUUUUCAAUUGUUAAACAGAGUCUUAACUGUCGUAUACUUUAUG